AUGGCCACUGCAAACGAUGACCCCGACCUGGGCGAGGGCCCAUCCGAGGACUCGGACAUCCUUCUGGAUGAAUGUGACUCAGAGAGUUUGUUUUCUGAUGACUCAGUGUUUCCCGAAUAUGAAAGGGAUGACGAGGGCAAAGAGCCUCCUAAAACACUGUAUGAGGCCUGUAGUAAGAAUGAUCCCACAUCCCUGCGUAGGAUCAUGGCAAGAGGAAUCACUAAAGAAGAGGCCAUGGAGCUGGACAUCAACGGCAAAAAUGGACUGAUGCUGGCUGUGAGCAAAGGAUUCGUAGACAUUGUCACCAUACUGCACACAUGUCCACUAAUAGACAUAAACCACCAAGACAAUGAUGGCAACACUGCUCUCAUGAUUGCUGCACAGGCAGGCUUCAUCACCAUUCUAAACUAUAUCCUUAACUACUACUCUGGUGUGGACACUGAGGUCAAGGAUCCUCGUGGCUUCACAGCCCUCAUCAAGGCAGGCCUGCAGGGCCGAGAAGAGUGUGUGUCGGCCCUACUAAUGCAUGGUGCAAAUAUGAAUGCAAGGGACCUGGUCCAAAGGAGAGGCCUAAGGGACUGGGUCCUUAGGACAGGAAGGUUUGAGACUCUGGUCAGACUACGCCGCCUGCAGGCUCAGCCUGUAGCUGAGCAGUUCUGUGAAAGCUACAUUCCUGAUUGGCCUGACUUGGAGCAACUGGUAGCGAAGGCCACUGCCUCCAAAACAGCUACUCAGAAGUUGAGACAGUGCUUAAAAGACAGACUUACUAUCAACUUCCCUCGGGACCCCCAAGAAAAUGGAGUCAUGGACCAUAUGGUGCGGAUGACCACAGGCAUCCACAGCCCCCUGAUAGCCACCGGUUGCCGUCCACUCUGUCCUACCAGCCCUCCAGAGAUUGGCAAGCGACGGUUUGCAGUUCCUGAACUACUUGAAAAGCACAGCAGCAAGGAGCUGGAGGAGAGCACAGUGUCCCACAGUAACGGCUCCAUCACCUCAGCUUCUCCCACUGCUGUGUCAGCCAAAUCCGUAUCUCUGACCUCCUACUACGAGGCAGAGCGCAGGGAAAACCUGCUGAGAGGCUUCCUUCCCCGCAGCCUGGCACACAGGAACAGCAUCUUCCCCUCUGGCUGUGUUCCUAAGAUUGAAGUGACAAAAUCUAGGGAGCCCACUCCAAAGAAAGAGAAAAAGAAGAAAAACCAAAAGGGCUACCUGGAGCCUCCUGUCUGGAAGUACAAGGCGGCCAGGGAGGAGAAAAAGAGAGAGAAGAAGCAAAAGGAAAAAGAAAACGAGGAAGAGAAUAAAAAUAAGGAGUCGAAAUGUUCAUCAAGCAAAAAAUGA
Thunnus maccoyii (southern bluefin tuna) is the source of this 1338-nucleotide messenger RNA. RefSeq names its product ankyrin repeat domain 33Aa (gene ankrd33aa). The coding region runs from base 1 to 1338 and encodes 445 amino acids. The transcript is spliced from 4 exons. The record is from RefSeq and is a predicted model, not a curated record. Lineage: Eukaryota; Metazoa; Chordata; Actinopteri; Scombriformes; Scombridae. Gene Ontology annotation, molecular function: protein binding.